AUGGGAGGAAAAAAUUCUUGUCAAUCUACAUGGUGCACUAAAAAAGCUGAAUAUCUAUGCAAUUGCAAAAAUAUAAAGAUAUGCGAAGACUGCAAGGAUAAUAAACACUACGGAGAACAGCAUGAAGUUGAAGAACUGAAUUCCCAGCCUAAAACCCAUAAUCCUGAUGCUCCGAUUUCUACCAGCUCUUUGGUCUUCACGAGAAAUAUUUAUCGAUCUCCAGAAGGCUCCACUGAAGUUUUUGAAGGAAGAGUAGUUCACAGGCCAGACAAAGUUGCAAUAAAGGUAAUGUAUUGCCGAAAUGAGGGAGAAUUAAGAAAAAAGCAACAGGAAGCCAAACUUCAAAAAUCCAUGGUCCAUCCCAAUAUAUGCUCUUGCCUUGGAUACUUUAUUGAUGAGAAUUAUGGGCCAGGGUUUAAAUUCUUGAUUGUAAUGGAGUUCUCUGAAAAAGGUGACCUUGAGCAGGAUAUUGAAUAUAGGAAAAUCAGAAACGAUUAUUGGCCAGAGAACCAACUGCUUACUCAUUGGACAGAAAUUAUUGAUGCCUUCGCGUACUUGCAAGAAAUGAAUAUGACUCAUGGAGAUGUCAAGCCAAGAAACUUAUUUUUAGCAAAUAAUGGGAAGCUUAAGCUAGGAGACUUUGGGGAGUCAAGACAAGGAAUGCAAGCACUAGUUACCAAAACUUAUCAAGUUACUGGAACAGUUAUGUAUUUCAGCCCCAAGCUGUUUAAAGAGUACUUAUUCCCCCAAAUUAAUAAUAAAUGAACUUUUUUAUCUAGCAAUGGUUUAUAAUUUAUUAUUUUAGAAAUAUUUUAAUAAUUAAAAAUCUAUAUAGGGAUUUUAAAUAUAUUAUAAUAAGAUUAUUAGACAGUUAAUAUAACAAUAAUAAUAUUAAUUUUUUCAAAGCUUUCAGUCUAUUACUAAGGGAUUUAGAAAUAAUCAAAGGCAAUAAUGUAAGAGGAGACGUCAGGCAUAACCCAAUAAAAUCAGAUGUGUUCUCCUUAGGUUUAACAUUUCUGCACAUGGCAAGCCUAGCAAAGCCUACAGAUUUAAACAAUUUAGAAGUCGGAAUUGACAACUUGCAAAAACAAGUUGAAAGAGCAAUCGCUAAACUCUCAUACAGCGACAAGGUCAAAAUCUUACUUGCCCACAUGCUAGCAGUCCAAGAAAACAAGCGCUGGGAUUUCAAGCAGCUGAAGCACCAUCUCUCACAAGGCGAUUUAGAGCAUGAUCUAAACGAAGUCUCCAAGCAAAACGAAGAAACUGACGCGAAGCCUGCUGCAAAAUCAGUUCCAAAAAUUGAAGGUCAUUUUGCAAUCUCUCUUGCACAAGUCCCAGGUAGAGCUUAUAUCUGCGAAAUUGAUAACAGAAAAAUAAGAAAAACGUCAAGCUUGAAUAGCCAUAGGUUCCAAUCUUCUUCAAGAGUAGCCGUUAUAGAUGAAGGUGUAGUUGUUACUGGAGGCUUGAAAAAUUCAAAAAACGUAUUUCUAAUUAAUUUAGUUACAAGAGACUCAGCAAAACUAGAAGACAUGAAGCAAGGAAGGGCAUGGCACGCAAUAACUGUGCUUAAUAAAGAUUUAUUUGUAAUUGGAGGAAGAGACCCUGAAAGAAAAGAGCCUAUAAAAUCAGUCGAAAUCUACAAGGAUGGGAAAUGAGAUGAGUGUGAGCCAUUAAAUAUAGAAAGAGAAAAUGCCACUGCUUUAGCUGUUGAUAAUGAAAUUUAUGUGGUAGGAGGGGCUAAUAAGAGCACAAAGAGGCUUGAGCUGAUCAGUUCUAUUGAAAAGUACUUUGAAGGCCAUUGGGAAGUUUUGAGCCUUAACCUUCCUGUGCCGAUGUCUGGGGUUGGGCUUGUGAACUCAGCCCCGAGAACUAUAAUGAUUAUUGGAGGUGGAAGAGAAAGAGGAGUAAGCUCUCCUGAAACUUUUGAGUGGAACUUAGACACAAACCAAAUAGUAUUGGAAGAGAAAGCACUUCCAGAAGGAGACACUUUUGGGUCAAAUUCAUACUUUAUUGACGAAAGUAAAAAUGAGGUUAUCAUUAUAGGGUUUUUACUUGGAAUAUUUAUUUAUAGCCGGGCUACAAAGGAAUGGGAGCAAGAAGGCUUUAAAUCUUAA
Blepharisma stoltei is the source of this 2114-nucleotide messenger RNA. Lineage: Eukaryota; Ciliophora; Heterotrichea; Heterotrichida; Blepharismidae. The record is from the annotation of a GenBank genome assembly.